AUGGCCAGCGGCGAAUCAGCGCCGGCAGCUUCGAGCGGACUGGUUGUACCGUUAGUAAUUUGGGGAUCGAAACCGCCGGACAACAAGAUUACAACCGCUCGCUAUUUAAGCGAUACGGUCACGUUAUGGGGAAAGUUAUUGACCAUGGAUCAGUUUCGUUGGGAAUGCGUUACGUAUAGUAUUCUCGUAUCUGUUUUCACACUUUUCCAUACCGAACUUCUCUUUAGACGGUUUAUUUCCGCUUCUUGCGACGGCCAUAUGUGCUUGUGGGAGCUAGAGGAUGGUCGGUGCAUCGAUUCGAUUUCCUCGUCAUUGGUUCAUCGAUUUAUGCAAACAUAUACCUACAAAUCAUCGCGUCAUACUAGAUCCACUCGGCUAUUUUGUGUGGGGGAUUAUAGCGACAUUGUUGUUAUGGAUCCUAACGAUCUUGCAGUUGUAUUUAAUUUGAGUUCCAGAGUCGAACCAGAUUGGAUUUGUAGCUAUGACAUUGUUCGACGAACAAACAAGCUUGAACAGUGCAUUGGUAUUUCAAUGGCGGGAAUGAUCAAGAUUUGGUCAUUGGUGGAGCUGGAAAAAAAGGAUCUUGCAACACCUUUGUAUGAAGACGAAUCUAAAAGACUUGAUCUUCGAGACGUUAAAUCAGUAUCAUUCAAUGCCGUAAAUGAGCGCCUUCUGCUCACCGUUUGUUCAGACGCUUUUCAUGCAACAUUGGAUUUUGAGGAUUCGUCAUACUCAGUGCCACAUCUAUUAUUCCUCUUCUUCGUUGUUUUUUUCUUUCGAAAGACAAAACACUUUCAGAUGAUUGAUCUGGAUGAUCUUUCCAUCGCCAUUAGUCACGAAUGUCCUGUAGCAGCAGUUAACGGAAAACUUUUGGACGUUGACAAAUUAGCCGUCACUUUUGUGGAUCAAACGCUGAGAAUCUACCAACUGCCACCGGAGAAACUAGAAGGUGCUCAAGCUAGGCAGUAUUUUGGCGUGGAUCCUAGAAACUACUUUGGAAUCUCAGUGCCGUUCGAAAUUGCAAUGCUAGAUCGAUCGAAGUCAAAUCCUCGUUCGAACAAUUGGACUUUUGGUUGCGAAAACUUAAAUGGAACGAAUUUUCAGUGGUUGCACGACGUCACAUUUUCAUUCGCUAACCAGGAGAACAACCAGUCCUCGUACCAAGUGGCACGUGCUACGCAGUCAGGGCAGCUAUUGAUCUGGAAAAUUCCACAGUUUGACAAAGAUUUUUUGGCAAAGUUCACAUCUGUCACAAGUUUUCCGCUCAAGUACAAGGGGAACUAUGAGGAGAGCCUGGGAUCAAUAUGGGAAACUCUUAAUGGAGACGAUAAACCCUUGCUUCCCGUCUUGGAUUCUGGUGACGUCACAUGCUCACUGUUCGUAAGUAGUCAAGGCAAACUUCUCAUAGGUAGAGCGGAUGGGUUAAUUGUACUGACCAAUGCAUGUGAGACCUUGUCAUGUCACCUACUAGAAAUGCCGUUAGAUAAGCCAGCAACUCGCAAAUUAUAUGGGCAUAAAGGAAGGGUUUUUUUAUCUGGCGCUGACGAUUUUGCCAUCAUCAUAUGGAAUAUAGUCACAGGAGUCCGACUAUAUCGUUUUAGCGUACAUGGUGGACCGAUUCUUCGCUUUCUUAUUCCGCCUUCUAAUACCAGUAAACUCAUAAGCAAAUGCAUAUGUGCAGUUGCUGCUGAUCACAGUGUAUCCCUGCUGAAUAUUCGUGAUAUGAAAUGCGCUUUGCUGGCGUCACAGCAUCCACAUCCGGUCAGCUUGGUCAAGUGGCGACCGCUUGAUGAUUUUAUGCUAGUGAAACUCGAUGAUGGAAGUGUUUACGUCUGGGAGAUGGCAACAGCAAACAUGGAUCGGGUCGUGACAGGUGUAGCAGCAGAGGAGGUCUUGACUGCUUGUGAUGAACAAAUUGGGAAAGAAGAGGGUACUGAUCAUACAACUGCCUCGCAAGCCGUUGUAAUUAUGCGAGCUUUGCGGUAUCGUGGGAUUGAUAUGAUGAAAGGACGGUCAAAUAAUCCGGAGUCCAACAAUGCAAGGAGCGAUAGUCCGCCAACUACAAAUGAAAUGGGAGGAGUCGCUCUAGGUCCACCAAUGUCUAUUAAUCAGAUGCCUGGCUGCGAUCAAGGCACACAUCUCGUUCAGUUUGAAGUUGGAUGUCUGAUUGGUGGCAUAGUCCAUCUCGACUCCACUGAUGUGGCUCAUUCAAGGGAGCGUCCACCGUCACAAACUUCUGAACAUACGGAACCAAAUGAAGAUGCCUUAUCGAGCGAUUUUUCACGCCGUUUUAACCACCAUUUCGAAUUGAAACUCUACCUGGAUAUUGCUCGUCUUCUUCUAUCGUUGUUACACGGUUGGAAUUUGGAUACAGACCUCGAUGCUGUUUGUCUGAAAAAGCUCGGACUCAAUAAGCCUAAGCAACAAUUAUAUUUUGGAAACAUUUCGCGACAUGGCCAGCUGUCUGUUACGCUUCCACAGCGCAUCCAGCAUUCGUUUGAUCAUUAUUCAACUUGUAAUCGCUGGCAGACAAGUCAUUCGCUAACAACAACCCAUCUGCUAGCUGUAAUAUCUACUGCGAAUACGCUUAUGGGAAUAAGAAAUUCAGCUAUGCAGACUGAGAAUGUACAAUCUCGAACUUCUGUGGCUUCGCAAGCACAGCCGAAUAAAAAACUCGUUACGGAUGUUCCUUACAUCGAAGCGCAGCAAUACAAGCAAGGUUGGAGUCUUUUGGCUGCAUUGCACUGUGUUCUUCUACCAGAUCAUAUUCGACCGAGAAGCAGUUACGCAGCUCCACGAAUAGAGCUACUUUCAAGAAGGUGGCAAGAUAGUUGCGUUGAAAUCCGCGAAGCAGCUCAGGCGUUAUUGAUCCGCGAACUAUCCCGUCUGGGACCAGCAGGGCGCCGUCGACUCAUCGAGUCAUGGACACCAUUUCUUCCGCCGUUGUUGGACCCAGCACUGUCCAUCUUUGGUGCAAGAUUGCAAUCUUCCGUGCCGACUCUUCCACCGUCUGCUCCUCCUAUUCCACCAAGACAGAGAACUUCUCCUCCGCCACUUUCUCCUGUGCCUGAACCAGCAACAGGAGAGGAUGGGGAAUCAGGAAUCCAGCAAGUUCGUCGUAAUCAAGCAACGGCAAUAAUUCUUCUUGGAGUAGUGGGUUCCGAAUUCGGUGAAGAACUGAACAGAGCAGAUAUGACGCGUGCUACCGCUUUAUCGCUGUUGGAGUUAUUAGUUGCUGCACCUUCCGCUAUUUUACCAAUUCACUCACCACUUCGACGUGCAGCGAUUGAUCUUCUUGGACGAGGUUUCGUCUAUUGGGAACCACAUCUGGAAAUAAGCAAAGUUGUGCUGGGCCUUCUCGAUUUGGCUGGUAACACUGAAAAAUCUUCUUUCAGAAUUCCAAGUGCCUACUUUAGACCUAUAGUUAUUGGUGCUCCUCUUUCAUCCAUUGCUGACGCUUGUCGAACUGCUCGACAUGCUCUCACCCUUAUAGCCACAGCUCGUCCAACUGCAUUACUAUCUGCAUUGAGUAUGGAGGUAGCUCGCUAUAAUGCCGCUGCUCAACAUCAGACAAUUCAACACACCGUUGUCAGUCCAUUACUAAAGUCGAGAUCGGAGGUGUUGAGAAUAAUUGACGAGCUCGCAGAAAAGCGCUAUAAUGAUGUCAUAGAGAUGAUGUUACCUGUUGGAGACGUGCUUGUACACUGUCUUGAUACUUCAUUAUUGAAGCAGAAAACGCUUGCGGAUGUCUUUCCACCAAUUACCAAGUUUCCCAUGGUUGCGUAUUGUGCCUCCACGCGUCGUAUAGCAUUUGGUGGUAAAAACGGCACCUGUGUUGUUCAUGAGCUAAGAGCAGCGAAGGCACAUAGUCUGCAAGCACAUCAAGGUCCUGUUACUGCUGUGGCUUUCUCAGAAGAUGGAAAAUAUUUGGCUACAUACGGUGGAGAAGAUGCUAAAAUCAACUUCUGGCAAGCCUGUCAAACAUUUUUAGGAAUGGGUCAGAGUCAGAUGAAGCUGGUAAAAAGCCAACCAGCGCCAGCAAUGCAACCAGUUAGCCCAGACGAUAACGGGAUUGUUUUUAGACCAAAAAUGGUGUGGAUCAAUUCGAAAGCAUUAACGCUUAUGUUACCAGAGGGCCGUGAGCAAAGAUUCAGCAUAUAA
Molecule: messenger RNA, 4161 nt
Organism: Angiostrongylus costaricensis
Lineage: Eukaryota; Metazoa; Nematoda; Chromadorea; Rhabditida; Metastrongylidae
Source: the annotation of a GenBank genome assembly